Molecule: messenger RNA, 1557 nt
Organism: Kazachstania africana CBS 2517
Lineage: Eukaryota; Fungi; Ascomycota; Saccharomycetes; Saccharomycetales; Saccharomycetaceae
Gene: ERG5
Product: C-22 sterol desaturase
Exons: 1
Coding region: 1-1557 (518 amino acids)
Biological process (GO): sterol metabolic process
Molecular function (GO): oxidoreductase activity, acting on paired donors, with incorporation or reduction of molecular oxygen; iron ion binding; monooxygenase activity
Source: RefSeq, a predicted model, not a curated record
AUGAAUUCAGCUAUCUAUAACGUUACUGACACUUCGCUAACGAAUUCUGUACUGGAUUCAAUUGAAUCUAUAUCAUACUGGAAACUUUUUGUCACAUUUAUAUGUCUAGUAUUAGUAUAUGAUCAAAUUUCAUACAUUCAAAAGAAAGGCUCCAUUUCAGGCCCACGUUUUAAAAUUUACCCAAUUAUUGGUCCAUUCUUAGAAUCUUUAGACCCAAAAUUUGAAGAAUAUAAGGCAAAAUGGGAUUCUGGUGCUUUAUCAUGUGUCUCAAUCUUUCAUAAAUUCGUUAUCAUCUCAUCAACAAGAGAUAUAUCGAGAAAAAUUUUUCAAGCUACUAAAUACGUUAAACCUUGUGUCGUUGACGUUGCCGUCAAAAUUUUAAGACCUGAAAAUUGGGUCUUCCUCGACGGUAAAGCUCACACAGACUAUAGAAAAUCAUUGAAUGGGUUAUUUACAAGAACUGCAUUGGCUCAAUAUUUACCAUCCUUGGAGACAGUCAUUGACAAAUAUUUGGAAAAAUAUAUUGAAUAUUCAGAGCAACACAAUUAUGAACCCACUAUCUUCUUCCAUGAAAUGAGAGAAAUGCUUUGUGCAAUUUCCUUAAGAGCAUUCUGUGGUACUUAUAUCACAGAGGAGCAAGUGAGAAAGGUAGCUGAUGACUAUUAUUUAGUCACUGCAGCAUUGGAAUUAGUUAAUUUCCCAAUAAUUAUUCCUUAUACAAAGACGUGGUACGGCAAAAGAACCGCUGAUAUGACAAUGAAAAUUUUCGAAAACUGUGCUCAACGUGCAAAAGAUCAUAUUGCCGCAGGAGGAGAACCAAUUUGUGUCAUGGAUGCCUGGUGUAAAUUAAUGAUGGAUGCAAAAAAUAAAGAUGAUGAAGAUUCAAGGCUACUACACAGAGAAUUCUCGAAUAAAGAAAUUUCUGAAGCAAUCUUCACCAUGUUAUUUGCAUCUCAAGAUGCAUCCUCCUCAUUAGCUUGUUGGUUAUUCCAAAUUGUUGCUGACCGUCCAGACAUUUUGGCUAAGGUUAGAGAAGAACAACUCAGAGUUCGUAAUGGUGAUCCAUAUAAGAGAGUCUCAAUGGAUAUGAUUAAUGAAAUGAAAUAUACUGAUAUGGUCAUCAAAGAAUGUUUGCGUUACAGACCUCCUGUCUUAAUGGUCCCUUACGUCGUAAAAGAAAAAUUUCCUGUCACUCCAAAUUAUACAGCUCCAAAAGGCUCAAUGUUAAUUCCAACAUUAUAUCCUUCAUUACAUGAUCCUGAAGUUUACGAAAAUCCAGAUGAAUUUAUUCCAGAAAGAUGGGUAGAGGGUUCCAAGGCUAGUGAGGGAAAGAAGAACUGGCUAGUUUUUGGUUGUGGUCCACAUGUUUGUCUCGGCAGAACAUAUGUGAUGAUAGUAUUUGCUGCUUUAUUGGGUAAGUUUGCACUUUUCACAGAUUUUGAGCAUAAAGUCACCCCCUUAAGUGAAAAGAUUAAGGUCUUUGCUACUAUUUUCCCAAAAGAUGAUUUAUUGAUGACUUUCAAGAGAAGAGAUCCCUUAGGCAAAGUCAUUAAAUGA